AUGAAAAAAUAAUAGGUGCUAGCCAAAGCAAAGGCUAAGACAAAUGAAAAAUAAAGCAAGCUGAAUCAAAAUUCCAAUGAUCGAUAUUACCCUGAUCUAUUGAUAGAUGAGGAUGCUUAUAUUCGAAACAAUUAUAAGGUUGUUCGAGAAUUGGGAAGAGGUGGGUAUGGUGUGGUUUAUAAAGGAUAUGCAUACCAUAAUGGAUAAGAAGACAAGACAAAGAAGUAUGCCAUUAAAGUCAAUUUCUCAACAGUGUCUCCAGAAUUGAUAUUUGCUGAGAUUGGAUUUCUGAAGUUGGUGUAAGGCAAGGAGAACUUACCGUAAUUGGUGAAUUUGUUCCUGACAAAUUAGAAAAUUUACAUAGUAACAGAAUAUUUUAGUUUUGCUCCAUUCAUUACAUUUUUUUCUACUUUCAACAUGUAGCAAAUAAGAGACUAUUUACGAGAAUUAUUAAAGGCUCUACUUGUGCUAAAAUAGAAUGGAAUUUAUCAUAGAGAUGUAAAGCCUGGGAAUUUCCUUUACAACCCAAAAAUCAAGAAAGGCAUACUGAUUGAUUAUGGAUUGUCAGAAAUCGAUAAAUCGUUUGUCAAUAACAUGAUGGAGAGUGGUGGAAAUCUGUCAGAAUUAAGACAAAGAAAACAAUUAUAUGAAGAUAUUAUGAAAACAAUCGCUUAAAUUGGACACAAUAAAAUAGGCACAGAGAGUUUCAUGCCAUUGGAAUCCAUUUUACAUUAUCAAGAGUAAUCCUAUGAAGUUGAUAUCUGGGCUGUCGGAGUCAUAUUUCUAUAGUUUCUGACUAGAAAAUACAAUCUAUUUAGUAAUGUGAGAAUGGUUCACAAACCUGCAGUCUCUAAGAAUCUAUUUUAUGUGAAUUUCAUCUUAGAGUUGACCUCACUAUUUGGAGCUGAAGCAAUUACUAAGAUUUGCAACAAAUUUGGAUACAAUGUUAAUUUACCAUCUGUCGUUGCUAAGACCCCAAUUAAUUGGAGAAGUGUAAUUCAUGUCGAGGGAUUUGAUGACAAAGCAGAAGAUUUACUUACUUAGUUAUUAGAAUUAGAUCCUUAAAAAAGGAUUAAAGUAGAGGAUGCUCUAUAACACCCAUUCUUUUUUGAACAGUGA
Paramecium tetraurelia is the source of this 1119-nucleotide messenger RNA. RefSeq lists its product as uncharacterized. Lineage: Eukaryota; Ciliophora; Oligohymenophorea; Peniculida; Parameciidae. Gene Ontology annotation, molecular function: protein serine/threonine kinase activity; ATP binding. The record is from RefSeq and is a predicted model, not a curated record. The transcript is spliced from 3 exons. Gene Ontology annotation, biological process: protein phosphorylation. Gene Ontology annotation, cellular component: cytosol; nucleus; protein kinase CK2 complex.